Molecule: messenger RNA, 414 nt
Organism: Emiliania huxleyi CCMP1516
Lineage: Eukaryota; Haptophyta; Isochrysidales; Noelaerhabdaceae
Exons: 2
Coding region: 1-414 (137 amino acids)
Source: RefSeq, a predicted model, not a curated record
AUGAGCGCGGCGGCAGCGGCUCUCGCGGAGCAGGGAAUCCACGCCGACAGCGACGGGCUGCAUCUCCUUCCUCCUGGGCAGGCCAAGGCGUCGGCGGAGCUGCAGGAGGAGUGCACCGAGUUCCUGAACCGGACGACACAGUUUAGCGCGAUCGUUGCGGAUUUUGUCUCCGUCAUGGAGAGCCGCGCCACGCUCAUCGAGGCGGAGAAGCUCCGUGCCAUAGGGCUCGGCAACCGUGUGGAGGCAGAGCCAGAGACGCGGAAACGCAAGGCACUGGAGAUGCAGGCGCCCCCUGCGAUGAUCAACGAGAAGAAGGCGCAGCUGGACAGGCUGACGGCGCAGUGUGACUCGCUCGCUCGCGUUGACGCCGAGCAAAAGGCGCUCCUAGAGCGGCUGACGAACAACGAAUCGUGA